AUGCUGGUAUUCGGCGUCGCCUCUUCUACAGGCUGGGUCUUAAAUCCGUUGCUUCUUGGAGAAAACGCCACACACAAGCAACUGCCACUGGUGGCGUGGUACGGGUUGGAAACGAGCGACAGUCCUAUUUACGAGAUGCUGUACGUGUCGCAAUGCCUCGUUAUUUUCUACUGCUUCCUCGCCAGCUGGGGACUAGAUCUGUUUCUUGCCUCUGUUAUGAUACACAUUGCAGCUCUGCUGAAGAUUGUUUGUAUUCGUUUUUCUCUCGUGACUGCUAGAACAAAUUACAGCAACCCUAGCACUCAGGUGUACCAGCGAAACAGAACACCUACAGCUCCAGAAGAUAACCACGAAAUGGUUAUGAUGGAAGGAACUAGGACUGAAUACAUGCAUCAGCAGUGUGUAAAUUGUAUUCAGGACCACCAGCGUGUCAUAGCGUACGUAUUUAACUCAAGUAACUGUCGUAAAUCUGAUUACUUUUUACUGCAGAUUAUUAACACUGGAUGUCUUUUCAGAUUUGUAAGAGAUCUGGAGGAAAUAGCCACCAACGGUCUGCUAUGGGCCUCAAAAUUUGCCACUUACCUGCUAAUGCUUGUUUUCCAAAUAUUUAUUUACUGCUGGUGCGCGCACGAUAUCAUGGAACAGGGCCAGCUGGUGGCGGACGCGGCGCUGUCUGCGGGCUGGCCGGACGCUCCGCCCACCGUGCAGAGGGCGCUGCUGUUCGUGGCGGUGCGCGCCCAGAGACGGCUGGCCAUCACCGCCGGCCGGCUGCAGCCCGUCACCAGGGACUCCUUCCUGGCGGAGUUGCUUGAAGUCGACGAUAUUCAUGAUGCGUUUAGUAAGUGA
This is a messenger RNA of Schistocerca cancellata (South American locust), 846 nucleotides long. RefSeq lists its product as uncharacterized. Gene Ontology annotation, biological process: detection of chemical stimulus involved in sensory perception of smell; sensory perception of smell. The record is from RefSeq and is a predicted model, not a curated record. The coding region runs from base 1 to 846 and encodes 281 amino acids. The transcript has 4 exons. Lineage: Eukaryota; Metazoa; Arthropoda; Insecta; Orthoptera; Acrididae. Gene Ontology annotation, molecular function: olfactory receptor activity; odorant binding. Gene Ontology annotation, cellular component: plasma membrane.